Molecule: messenger RNA, 5407 nt
Organism: Apis mellifera (honey bee)
Lineage: Eukaryota; Metazoa; Arthropoda; Insecta; Hymenoptera; Apidae
Gene: shaker
Product: potassium voltage-gated channel protein Shaker
Exons: 9
Coding region: 1802-3340 (512 amino acids)
Biological process (GO): potassium ion transmembrane transport; protein homooligomerization
Cellular component (GO): voltage-gated potassium channel complex; membrane
Molecular function (GO): protein binding; delayed rectifier potassium channel activity
Source: RefSeq, a predicted model, not a curated record
ACCUACGAAACGCGGGGAAACGUGGUUGUUCGAGAGGUGAAUUUGCCUACCGGCCGUGUUCGUAUAUGUUCGUACUCAACCGUCUCUGUGUGCGACAGUCUCAGUGUGGUGUCUCACGGUGCUCGAACAAUGCUCCUCUGUUAUUUUUUUUUUUCCACUUCUCCGCUUACUUACUAUGCCGUUCCCCGUGUCCACGUUUCUCUUUCGAGCCUCGCUCCAAGAACCUUUUAACCGGUGCUCCCUGCGCGUAAACUGAUCGUAAUUUCCACACAGAUUCUCGGGAGGAUCACGCGCGAAAAGUGGACCCGUCUAUCGUUGCGCGCGGAGAAAUCAAGAGUACGCGCGUGACGGCGCGCUGUGACGCAAGUGCACCUCCGGCUCGCGCUUCCUCCCGUUCGAAACGACGUGAAAAAAGGAGAAAAGAAAAAAAUACGAAGGGGUGAAAGACACAGUUUCAGACGGGGUGGUGGUUACCACCGUUAAUCGAAUCGACGGACCUCGUGGUUCUCUCUGGUCGAAAAAAAUGUGACGACGUUUUUGCCAAAUGUUUUUAUCCGUAUUCUUUCCUCCUCCUCCUCCUCUUUUCUUUUCUCUCUUCGUUUAUUUCUUUUUCCAUCUCCGCUCCUUUUUCUUUCGUCUCCUUCUCUUUAUCUGUUCGAUCGGUGAACGGUGUUCGUUAACCUGACCGAGGAAAUCGAGGGCGAGGACGUUGGCGAGAACGCGGUUGCACGAGGUGCACUCGUGUCCUGGCCGCGAUUAAAUUAAAUGAUUGCGUGACGGUGCGCUUUAUCGGUGUUUCCCAGCACCCUGUACUACCCUCCUUCAUGCCAUCCUUCCGUUCACUCCCCCUCCCCGCCACCUUCGUCUUCGAAUCCUCUCCUUGAGUCCUUGAGAAAUGGCUUGGACACGGCCGCGCUCGAAAUUCGUGGAACGUUCGUCCUUGGUCGUUCGUCGAGGUGGACUCGUCUAGCCCGAUGAGACGAGCGGACUGGCCGACGAUGCCGCCGCGGUUCGAUAUCCACCGAAACCGUUUUUCGCCCCACUUUGUCGCCGCUGGUUGGCCAGUUCGCUCGGGGUAAAAAAAAAAAAAAAAAAAAAAGGAUUCUUUCCUCCCGGAGGAACGCCGCGCCGUGGUGGAAAUUCGCGUAGGCUACCCUCUUCUCCGGUGGAGAAAGUUUCGAGCGCGCGCGAGACACGCGGAUCAGCUGACGCGGAGGGACAGUGAUUGGCUCGAUACACGGACGUAUACGCACGCACAGAGACGCGUAUGUAUAGGAGAGGAUAAUUCGACUACGCGCCGCGAGGAUUUUUGUCCGUCCGCGGCUGCGUGACAGUCGAAAAAGUGUGGCAAAGCGUCGACAGUCACAUUGUGCCCUUUGGUUCUUCGCGUGGUCGGCCACGUAAAAAAAAAAAAGAAAAAAAGACGAGUGAGUCAAUUAACUGGUGGACUCGCCUUGUGCAGAGCGGCGAAAUGAACGGGCUCUGCCUCGUCGGAUACGACGACUCGGAUCAUCAACGUGACGCUCGUUGUGUGACGACAGUGUAACGACAGUGUGACAGUGGGUGAAAGAAAUAUUAUUCGUAAGUGGCACACACAUAACACCAUACACACCACCGGCUGUCCUAGGACGUGCGUGGGACACACGGGGGUUCGUGGUAGUAAACGCAACAUGCGGGAAGGUACAAUAGUGCGAGCCGCCACGGCGAUCAGCUGGGCCAUCGCCAGUUAGCCAAACUAGGACUCACCGCUCCGGACUGCCCCCUCUGCGAAAAAGCGACAAAGAGGCCGCCUCCAUGCAACAUGCAGAUGAUCCUGGUUGCUGGCGGAUCGCUGCCGAAACUCAGCAGCCAGGACGAGGAUGGGCCGAACCCACAUACCCAAUACACAGGCGUCACGCAGUUCGAGCCCAUACCGCACGAUCAUGAUUUUUGCGAAAGGGUCGUCAUUAACGUGAGCGGGCUACGGUUUGAGACGCAGCUGCGUACGCUGAAUCAAUUUCCGGACACGCUCCUUGGCGAUCCGCAUAGGCGUAUCCGAUACUUCGAUCCGCUUCGCAACGAGUACUUCUUCGAUCGGAAUCGGCCCUCCUUCGACGCGAUACUUUACUAUUACCAGAGUGGUGGCAGGCUCCGUCGCCCGGUCAACGUUCCUCUCGAUGUCUUCUCCGAGGAGAUCAAGUUCUACGAGCUGGGCGAGCUGGCCACCAACAAAUUCAGGGAGGACGAGGGGUUCAUCAAGGAGGAGGAGAAGCCGCUGCCGUCGCACGAGUUGCAGAGGAAGGUCUGGCUGCUGUUCGAGUACCCGGAGAGCUCGCAAGGCGCCCGGGUAGUGGCCAUAAUAUCCGUGAUCGUGAUCCUCCUCUCGAUCGUGAUAUUCUGCCUGGAGACCCUGCCCGAGUUCAAACACUACAAGGUCUUCAACACGACCACGAACGGCACGAAGAUCGAGGAGGACGAAGUGCCGGAUAUCACGGACCCGUUCUUCCUAAUAGAGACUAUUUGUAUCAUCUGGUUCACGUUCGAGUUAUCGGUGCGCUUCCUCGCCUGUCCAAAUAAACUGAACUUCUUCCGUGACGUAAUGAACUUCAUCGACAUCAUCGCGAUCAUUCCUUACUUCAUCACCCUCGGCACAGUGAUGGCCGAGGAGGAGGAGACGCUUGACCUACCAAAGGCGCCGGUAAGCCCGCAGGACAAGAGCACGAACCAGGCGAUGUCCCUGGCGAUACUCAGGGUCAUCAGGCUCGUAAGGGUGUUCCGGAUAUUCAAGCUGUCCAGGCAUAGUAAAGGCCUUCAGAUCCUCGGCCGUACCCUCAAGGCCUCCAUGAGGGAGCUCGGCUUACUCAUCUUUUUCCUAUUCAUCGGUGUGGUGCUAUUCUCAUCGGCGGUAUACUUCGCGGAGGCCGGCUCCGAGAAUUCGUUCUUCAAGUCCAUUCCGGACGCGUUCUGGUGGGCCGUUGUCACGAUGACGACCGUGGGCUAUGGUGACAUGACGCCCGUGGGAGUCUGGGGGAAGAUCGUGGGCUCUUUGUGCGCGAUCGCUGGUGUGUUGACGAUCGCCCUGCCUGUGCCCGUCAUUGUCUCCAACUUCAACUACUUCUAUCAUCGUGAGACUGACCAGGAAGAGAUGCAGUCGCAGAACUUCAAUCACGUGACCAGCUGCCCGUAUCUUCCUGGUCAACACUUGAAGAAGAGCUCGAUGUCAGAAUCGUCGUCGGAGAUAAUGGAGCUGGAAGAGGGCAUAUUGCUCACUCAUCCCGAGAUUACGAAGAAGCCCAACUGCAACCCUCGCCAUAAUAACAAUAUUAAUCCAGCCUGUAUGAGCAUCGAGACUGACGUCUGACUACUAGUGAAGGAGACUGUGGCAACGUGGUGGCCAAUGCUGGGACGUUUAUCGAAGAACAGCUACAGCUUCCUACGGUGCCUGACGUAGGCCUCCUUCACACGUCGUCGUAGUCGCGCUAGCUGCGAUCGCUAACGAUAGCGCGUGUACGCAUGCGCGCUGGCUGUUAGCUCGCACGCGGCUGCGCAUGCGCGCGCGCGCGCCAACUCGCCGUCUGUCCAUAAAUUUGUCAAUACGAGGGGUGCUUCCAAUCCAUUUUACCACGUGUCAACACGAGACAAGAAGAAAAAAAAAAGAAGAAGAAGAAGAGUGAAGAACAAAAAAAAAAAGGACGUGAUGAAAAAACGAGGGAAUUCAACGACCAAGAAUCGGCUGGCUGAUAAUCGGGUGCCACGGUAAUUUUUUUUCCAUCAGAAUUCGAGAGUGAGUUCGAAAAAAAUAUAUAACGAAAGAAGAAUACGAAGCAGGGAUGUGGAAAACGUCAAGGGACGACGUUAAACGACGUAACUAUAUAUAUAUAUACUAUAUAUAUAGGGAGGCGAAAUGAAGGGCGAAAAAAAAAGUGAAAAGUAAACGAGGAAAGAGGUGGCAACGAGAGUUUCGACCGAGAGGAACCGUGUGUCGAAAAAUAUCGGGACAGCCGUUUCGAAGGUGUUUACGGUAUAAACGCACCCCACGUAGGGACCUACAUGCUAAUAAGGGGAUGGAUCGGCAUGUUUCAGUCGCUUGUCCACUUCCCACACCACCGACUCCAGUGUUCAAUACAAAUGAUAACAAAUAAAUAAAAAAAUUUAAAAAGUAACAAAUAAACGGUAUAAAAAAAACGAAACGAAAGAGGGGGGGGAAGGGGAAGAAGAGUGAAGACGGUUUCGCGGACUCUAAAAAAAUAAAAAUAAAUAAAUUUAAAAAAAAAAAUAAAUAAAUAAAAAAUAAAACGUAAAAAAAGUAUAUAAGAGAACGUCGUCGAGCCUUACCCCCCACCGGUGUUCGCGCAAAUGGCCGGCUAACAAUGGCGGAUCGAAGGGGGUAUCCAGCCGGCAACGAAACCAGGGGAAUCGUACCAGAUAAUACUAAUUAAUUAUUAUCGAUGUAAAUUAUAUCGAGGUAGGCGAAGGUACGCUAAACAAACAAACAAACAAACAAAAAAAAAAAUAAUUAAAUAAAAUAUUCGUUUUAAUGAAUUAUAACACUGCGCGAAAACGGACGAAGCCACGAUCGAGCGGAAGAGGAGAACAAAAUGAUGGAGGAGAGAAAGAGAAAGAGAAAGAGAGAGAAAGAAAGAAAGAAAGAAAGAAACGGAAGGAAAAAUGGCGAUGGUGCUCGCGAUGAGAGGACGGACUUACAGAAGAUAAUAUCGUACGUGUUGCACGGCGAGUAGCUAACUUAAAGUGUGUCUUGCAGCGUGGAGACAAGUUUCUUUUUUUUUUUUUUUUUUUCUCACUAUGAACAAAAUACUCAAAGUAAGUCGGAAUUAUAUACUGUAUAUUCGAUAUAUUUCGAACACCGAGAGACCAUUUGGAAUGCAAUUCGUUUUUCGGGGCGUAACACAUGUACUCCAAUAUAUCCACACGUAAACAUUUAUACAAAAUUCGCUCAACACACACACACAUAUACACGAAAUCCAUGACCAACGCAAACAAAAAAGUAUUAUACACGAUAUUUCAAAUGGAUAGACGUGCGUUGCUCUCGUCGAACGGUUAAGUAGCGGUAGCCGUCGAUCGUGCACGAACGGAGUUACAUAUACGAUGUAGAUCGAGUUUUAGACAACAUCGGUGCUUUCCAAGUGUAAAUUUUAUGGAGAAUAUUAUUGUCGAGUUAUUUCGAGGAAAAAAAAAAAAAAGAACGGAAUGGAAAGUUUGCACCGUUGUUCCCUAAGACUUAUGGCGUAUUGUAUGUACCUAUUUCCAUAAGUGCACGCUCGAGCGCGAAUCGGAGAACGAGUCGAUCCAGGCUCCGAGCUCGAGCCCAAAACCGAGAAUAAUAUAAAAUAAAAAAAAAAUUCUUCGAAACGAGCCGAACGAAUUCCGUUUUUUCUUUUUGUCGCGAGAUGACGCGAUAAGAAUUGGA